Baudoinia panamericana UAMH 10762 is the source of this 1341-nucleotide messenger RNA. RefSeq lists its product as uncharacterized. Gene Ontology annotation, cellular component: mitochondrion. Gene Ontology annotation, biological process: mitochondrial translational elongation. The record is from RefSeq and is a predicted model, not a curated record. Bases 1 to 1341 code for a protein of 446 amino acids. NCBI's taxonomy places the organism in Eukaryota, Fungi, Ascomycota, Dothideomycetes, Mycosphaerellales, Teratosphaeriaceae. The transcript is spliced from 2 exons. Gene Ontology annotation, molecular function: GTPase activity; GTP binding; translation elongation factor activity.
AUGCCCUUCGCUCGCACUCUCCUCCACACCUCCCGCGCCUUGUGCGCCAGGUCCUCCCUCAACCCCGUCCAACAAGCCCUAGGCGCAAGGGGACAGACACAACUUCUCAAUGCCGCCGCACGAAGCUACGCCACCAUCUUCGAGCGCACCAAGCCGCACGUCAACAUCGGGACUAUCGGCCACGUCGAUCACGGAAAGACCACCCUCACAGCAGCAAUAACCAAACGCCAAGCCGAAAAGGGCUUCGCCCACUACCUCGAAUACGGCGCCAUCGACAAGGCCCCGGAAGAGCGCAAACGCGGCAUCACCAUCUCCACCGCCCACAUCGAAUACCAAACCGAGCAACGCCACUACGCCCACGUCGACUGCCCGGGCCACGCCGAUUACAUCAAGAACAUGAUCACGGGCGCGGCAUCGAUGGAUGGCGCGAUCAUCGUCGUCGCCGCGUCGGACGGGCAGAUGCCGCAGACGAGGGAGCAUCUGCUGUUGGCGCGACAGGUGGGCGUGAAGAGGAUUGUCGUGUUCGUGAAUAAAGUCGAUGCGAUCGAAGACAAAGAGAUGUUGGAACUCGUCGAGAUGGAGAUGCGCGAGCUGUUAUCUUCUUACGGCUUCGAGGGUGACGACACACCUAUCAUCCUCGGCUCCGCCCUUUGCGCCAUCGAAGGCCGCCAACCAGACAUUGGCGUGGAGAAGAUCGACGAGUUGCUAGAAGCAGUCGACACCUGGAUCCCUACCCCGGAGCGCCAGCUCGAUAAGCCCUUCCUCAUGUCUGUGGAAGACGUCUUCUCCAUUCCCGGCCGCGGGACCGUAGCUUCGGGACGAGUGGAACGCGGUGUGUUGAAGAAAGACUCAGAGGUCGAGUUGGUCGGGAAGACACCCACCGGCGCACCUAUCAAGACGAAAGUCACCGACAUCGAAACCUUCAAGAAAUCCUGCGACGAAUCGCGCGCGGGAGACAACUCCGGCCUCCUCCUCCGCGGCGUCAAACGCGACGACGUGCUCCGAGGAAUGGUCAUCGCCCUGCCCAACACCACGCGCGCCCACCGCAAAUUCCUCACCUCCAUGUACGUGCUGACGAAAGAAGAAGGAGGCCGUCAUACCGGUUUCCACAAUAACUACAAACCGCAGCUUUUCAUCCGCACGGCGGACGAGGCGGCGAGUAUGUUCUGGCCGGAGGGGAGUGAGGGCGCGAAGGAGGAUAAGAUGGUCAUGCCGGGGGAUAACGUGGAGAUGGUGGUCGAGAUUCAUAAGCCGCUGGCUGUCGAGCAGGGGCAGAGGUUCAAUGUGCGCGAGGGGGGCAGGACGGUGGCGACCGGGUUGAUCACGCGGAUUCUGGAGUGA